AUGGACCGUUAUAUCGCCAAUUGCUCCUAUCGAUUAGCCAAAAUUCCGAAAAAUAAAACCGCUGGGACGGUUACCGCGAAAAAUACAAUUAUAAUAUAUUACGAGGGUUUUUACCGCGUUUAUGGUUUACCCACGAAAAUCGUUUCCAAUAAAAACCUGCAAUUCGUAUUAAAUUUAAUCGACGAAAUAUCCAAAAUUUUGCAAAUUAAAUGGAAGUUUUCGACGGCCGGGCAUUCCCAAAUAACAGGGCAAAUAAAGAUUAUAAACGCUUACAUCGACCAAAAAUUGCGCUUUUAUAUUAACUAUUUCCAAAACGAUUGGGAUAAACGUAUACCCGCAAUCGAUUUGGUGCAGGUAACGCUACCCCAUAAUUUUUUCGGAGGAUUUUCACCUUUCGAAAUUAAAAACGGUUACCCGGCCCAUAUAUAUUUCGAUUGGACGCAAAAAACCGAAUUAAAAGGAUUACUUACCCGUAAACGAUUUACAAAAACCGAAAUUUAA
Messenger RNA from Pyricularia pennisetigena, 501 nucleotides. RefSeq lists its product as uncharacterized. Gene Ontology annotation, biological process: DNA integration. The record is from RefSeq and is a predicted model, not a curated record. The transcript is spliced from 2 exons. Gene Ontology annotation, molecular function: nucleic acid binding. The coding region runs from base 1 to 501 and encodes 166 amino acids. Lineage: Eukaryota; Fungi; Ascomycota; Sordariomycetes; Magnaporthales; Pyriculariaceae.